Messenger RNA from Aspergillus affinis, 732 nucleotides. RefSeq lists its product as uncharacterized. NCBI's taxonomy places the organism in Eukaryota, Fungi, Ascomycota, Eurotiomycetes, Eurotiales, Aspergillaceae. The transcript is spliced from 3 exons. The record is from RefSeq and is a predicted model, not a curated record. Bases 1 to 732 code for a protein of 243 amino acids.
AUGCGCAUAUCGCUCCCUCGAGCUGUACCGAGAAACUUCGGCAGCAGACCGUCGAUCCGGCGACUCGCGACUCCGAUUCGAAACUCAUCGUCCUCGACUGCCACAACGCAUGCGAGAAACGCCAUUCGACGAGCUCCCCCGGAACGGAUUCUAAUCUAUCAGGCUGGAACCAAGAGAAUCAAUUUCAUCGGAGCGAUGCGGAUCACGACGAUCUUAAUGUUUGGCACUGCUUGUGUCCUCAUUGCCCCGGCUAUGGAUGGCAAGGGCGAAGAGAGAUGGAAAAUUGGUUGUGUUAUCGCUGCCAGUGCCAUUCCGAUGAUAUUCGUUGCCCACGUAGCUGCCCCGUACGUGAAUUUCAUACACCUCAACCUUCCAGUAUUUGCUCGACAAUCUCGGGAAACUGCAAUUCAAUAUGCGAUGAAUCUCCCGCCGACGGCAACCCUCUAUAUCAAUACCAUGAAAUUCUCGGCUGGUCCGCGUCUCACCAAGGUACGGCUUGCGGACCUGGGCCCGUGCAAGUCUGGCUUCCCACCAGUGAAUUUCCGACUACGCUACAACAGGGACGCUACUACUGUCAACAGUCUCUUUAACCAGUACAAGUUCUUCACUGAGCCAACGUGCCCACCAGGACCGCCUUCGAAGGCUUUCUUCCCUCAAGUUUGGGAGACAGUAUUCAAGAAUAUCCAGAGUCAACGCAAUCCGUACCGAAGAAACAUAAAGUCAGAAAAUUGA